Messenger RNA from Colletotrichum lupini, 819 nucleotides. RefSeq lists its product as uncharacterized. Lineage: Eukaryota; Fungi; Ascomycota; Sordariomycetes; Glomerellales; Glomerellaceae. The transcript is spliced from 2 exons. The record is from RefSeq and is a predicted model, not a curated record. Bases 1 to 819 code for a protein of 272 amino acids. Gene Ontology annotation, molecular function: acyltransferase activity, transferring groups other than amino-acyl groups.
AUGUCCUUACACUCACCCAGACCGGACUUAUGGCUAGAGCCACUGGACCCCCACAAACACCUUCAAGGCUUCCACGAACUAUGUUCCGACGAGACAGCGAAUCUCUGGAGCACCCGGCUCCACACAACCACCCUCGAAGCCUCCAAAGAGCGCAUAGUAGUCAACAACCCAGAGACUGAACCCUGGCACCUAAGCUGUGCCGUAAUGGUCUCGGACUACGCGUCCCUUCCUCCACUACCGGCGGAAGGCGGCAACAACGGGGUUCCUGCCACCGACAUCACCAGAGAGACCAAGAUGAUCGGAAGUAUCAGGACGACGACGGUAUCAGCUUGGGGACUGUCGAUCGGGUACAAGCUGCGGUCCGAUUGCUGGGGCAAAGGGUACGCCACGCGCGCGAUCGCGGCUUUUUUGGACAUGUACUGGAGUCGUAUGAGGUUGGCUCCGAGGAGGGAGAUGGUUGUCGUCCCCGAGGUGCGGUCGUCAGCAACAGGAGGUCAGAGCAAACAAGGAGAUGAUGGUGCCCACGCCUCCUCUGCUGGAGAUCUGGAUCCAGGGUUGCAGAUCAAAGGUAAUGGGGCUACGGCAGCUGCUAGAGACGCAGAGGGCGACGAUGACGACGGAGAUCAGAUCGAGAUCACGCACCUCGUUGCGCAGGUUGAUCUAGAGAAUGUGGGCAGCAUGAGAGUCUGUGAAAAGUGCGGCGGGAGGCUCGUUGCCGUCGAAAAGGAGUGCAUCAAGGUGUGGCGGUUUGCCGAGAUGAGGGAUAUGGCUGUGUGGAGGUUUGAUAAACCUUCAGACAGUGUGUCGAGUCAAGCUUGA